Parathielavia appendiculata is the source of this 738-nucleotide messenger RNA. RefSeq lists its product as uncharacterized. The coding region runs from base 1 to 738 and encodes 245 amino acids. NCBI's taxonomy places the organism in Eukaryota, Fungi, Ascomycota, Sordariomycetes, Sordariales, Chaetomiaceae. The transcript has a single exon. The record is from RefSeq and is a predicted model, not a curated record.
AUGAGCGUAGAGGCGAACGAGCUUCUCGAUGCCUUCAAGGCCGCCGCUCUGUCGGUAACGAAGCUGUAUAAGACUUCAGCUCAGGCCCAGGCCAAGUCGCGAGCAGACGGGUACCAGGACUGCUUAGAAGACUUGCUCUCCUUCCUGGACAGCGUGGGCUCGCAGACCGACGCGGGCCUCCAAAGAAUCCGGAAAUGGGCGACGGACCGGUUAGAGGGGCGAGACGCCACAUCCCCACCAAUUGAGAGUGACGACGAAGCAGAAAGAUCCGAUGCUCAAGUUUCUUCACCACGACUGCAACGUGCCGUCCCCGCCUCGGUGCAACGGCUAAGGGACAUUGUGGAAGAAGAAGCGUCCGCGAGAGAAUCAUCAGCACCUCCCAUCCUCACCACGACCGUACCGGCUCCACCUAGUCCCGUGGUGGAGGAAGUGGAGAUCGCCGUCCCCUCCCAAGAUGCCUUCAACUUCCAAGCAUCCUAUCCUUAUCCCCACGACGAAGCGUUGCGGCUUGCCAACCUCAACCUAUCCGACUCUCAAACAAUCAGCGCUUCCAACACCCGGGCGACGCCACGGAAUGGUAGGAACCGGAAUGGGCGGGCAGGAGGGAGGACUUCGCUGGGGAGAGGGGCCGGGCAGAAACGAAAGGUCAACCUAGCCGAGAUUUUCGACCUCGGCAGUUUGGAACACGGGAACGGCAAGGACAUGUUUGGCGGAGGCAAGCGUAGCCGCUUUGCAUGA